Molecule: messenger RNA, 1341 nt
Organism: Rubroshorea leprosula
Lineage: Eukaryota; Viridiplantae; Streptophyta; Magnoliopsida; Malvales; Dipterocarpaceae
Source: the annotation of a GenBank genome assembly
AAACCCCAGAUAACCCUUCCUCAGUUGCUGUUAACAGAAAAUUAAAAUAGUGCUAUCGUCUUCUCAACUUCAUCUUCCUCCUGGAAAACUCUUCAUUUUUCCGUCUAAAGGGCACUAUUUUCUAUCCUUUAAAGCAACAUAUUUUAGUCUCUACCGAAGCCGCUUCUCCCAUCUUCACCUUCACGACCACAAUAGAAGAUGAACGAGAACAAGACCAACAGAUAGACGCAGUCAACAAUGCCACGGCCGUGACCCAGAAAAAUAUAAAGAAAAGAGAUUAACUUUUGAACUUCUGAUCACUUUUCCCACUUGAGGAUCUUUGUCUCUCUGAUUACAUCAUGCCAUAGAACAUUGGAUAUGCUCUCCCAUGUCUUGUCUAUGUCUAAAACAGUCAACUACACUUUUUUUUUUCUGUUCACUUUGUCAUAAGUUGAAUAACAAAUUAAUGUAGUUUUCCCUUGUCCCCAAUCCUUGCCAUCUUCUUGACAUCCAUUAAUCAUUUACAAAGAAAGAUUUCAUUUCUCAUUGUUAGAGGCACACCAAUCCCAUUGGAGCCAAAGAUUUUGAGUUCUGUCUUUAUUUAUUGAGUUUGUUUCUUAAUUUUUUAGUGUUCUUAACGUGUGGUUUCACCAUUUAACCUUGUCAAAUGAGCUUUCUGCUGUAGGUUACCACCAAUGAAGCUGUUGAAUUGUCGAGGAGAGUAGUGUUGGAGGAAGGUCUCAAGAAUUGCCUGAAAUUGUCCACCAAAAAAAAAAAAAAAGAAAACUGUGACAAAACCAUCACUCAAAUUUUUUAAUUCAAGAUUUCAACCCAAAAUUAAUGGAUGAUGUCAUUUCACAUCACUUUUCUAUUAACUACCUGCUUGCAUGGCAUUUGUUCUUACUUGGUGUUGAUGGGGAGAUGUCUGUACAUGUCUUGUGGAACCCAAAACCACGUCAUGCAAGCAAUUACUUAACAGAAAAAUGAAGUGUGAUGCUGUCAUCUGUUAAUUUUGGGUGGAAUCUUAAAUUCAAAAAGUUUAAGGGUGAUUUUGCUACUGCCUUUUUAUUUCUUAUUUUUUUUUCUUAUGAAGGGUGAAUUUGCUCCAACUAAAUAAUUUGGGGGUAAUUCUGCACUUUCAUCCAUAUUUUGUCUAUAUGCUUUUCUAAUGGAACAUGCUAGCAGCACUGACCAUCUAAUUUGCUGUUAAGUGGUUACUAGAUGAUAUAGGUUAUAUUUCUAAGCUUUGGUGAGAGUCAUAUUCCGACUGCUCUUUUCCAUUCUACACAUGAAGAGGUUCAGAAAAUGCCUACAAGUUCAUGUAAAAUUACUCUUUCUAGAUGGGUCCUACCGUGCAAAUCC